AUGAGAACUAUUGCUUCAACCCUUUUCUUACUUCCCCUUCUUUUUUCAGCAUUAUUCAGUCCCUCUUUUGCUACAAAAAAGCCUUACAUAGUCUACUUGGGAUCUCAUUCACGUGAUCAAAAUGUAGAAGUCUCAGCUGUUGAAUAUGAUAGAACAAGAGAAUCCCAUUAUUCGCUUCUUGGAUCAUUCUUGGGGAGCAGCGAAAAGGCAAAAGACGCAAUUUUCUACUCUUAUACAAGACAUAUUAAUGGCUUUGCUGCAAUACUUGAUGAGGCAGAAGCUGCUGAGAUAUCAAAACAUCCGGAUGUUCUAUCAGUUUUCUUGAGCGAACAAAUCAAAUUAUACACAACCAGGUCAUGGGAGUUUCUGGGGCUUGAGCAAAAUGGCCAAAUCCAGCCAUCAUGGGCUCAGGCAAGAUUUGGUGAAGACACCAUCAUUGCCAAUAUUGACUCUGGUGUCUGGCCAGAAUCAGAAAGCUUCAGUGAUGAAGGAUACGGACCGAUUCCAGCAAGGUGGAGAGGAAUUUGUCAAAAUGAGAAUGAUUCAACCUUUAAGUGCAAUAGGAAACUCAUCGGAGCAAGAUACUUCAGCGAAGGAUUUUUUAGCAUGCUGACACCAAAUGCAAAUAGAAGUGUUUUUAACUCACCACGAGACGUUGCAGGCCAUGGAACCCAUACCUUAUCCACAGCUGGUGGUAAUUUUGUAGCCGGAGCAAAUUUAUUUGGGUUAGGAAAUGGAACAGCAAAAGGUGGAUCACCAAGAGCUCGAGUAGCAGCUUACAGGGCUUGCCAAGGUGAAGGCUGCCAAAUGGCAGAUAUUUUGGCUGCUUUCGACAUGGCUAUCGACGAUGGUGUUGAUGUGAUUUCACUGUCAGUUGGAGGGGGAAUAAUCUCUGAUUAUACUAGAGGCAUUGCGAUUGCCUCGCUUCAUGCUGUUAAGCGUGGCAUUGUAGUUGUUGCUGCAGCCGGUAAUGAUGGUCCUAAUCCUGAUACACUAGACAAUGAUGCACCCUGGCAAAUCACAGUUGGGGCAAGCACCAUGGAUCGACAGUUUCCUAGUUAUCUUGUCCUUGGCAACAACUUGCGAAUCAGAGGAGAAAGCUUCUCGGAUAAAGUAUUACCAAACAACACGUUCUUUCCAAUUGUUCCUGCCAGAUCUGUUAAAGCUGCCAAUGCAUCAGAUCUAGACGCUGAUAUAUGUAAGGAUGGAGCACUGGAUCCUACUCUAGCAAAGGGAAAGAUCUUGGUUUGCCUGCGAGGUGGGGGAAUUGGAAGGCUGGACAAGGGCGUAACUGCUGCUAUGGCUGGUGCUGUAGGAUUGGUUCUUGCCGAUUACAAGGGCUUGGAUGAAGUUAUCAGUGAUGCUCAUGUUCUUCCUGCUUUGGAAAUCUCUUACGAUGAUGCAGAAGCAGUUAACGCUUAUAUUAAUUCCACGAGAAAUCCUACUGCUUAUAUUACUCCCCCAACAACUGAACUGGGUAUAAAGCCAGCACCAGCCGUGGCAAGGUUUUCAGGAAGGGGACCUGCUGGUGUCGCUCAAGACAUCCUCAAGCCUGAUAUCAUUGCACCCGGAGUAAGUGUGAUUGCUGCUUACACUGAAGCACAUGGGCCAGCAUCUGAUGGCUAUGGUUUCGAUAAGCGAAGAGUCCCCUAUUUUGCACAAACAGGAACUUCGAUGGCAUGCCCUCAUGUUGCUGGUGUUGUCGGCCUCCUCAAAACUCUCCAUCCAGAUUGGAGUCCGGCAGCAAUCAAAUCAGCUAUUAUGACCACUGCAAGAACUCAGGAUAACACUGGAAAGCCAAUUACAGUGUUAGAUGAUCAACUUCAUCCAAAGGGCACACCUUUUGCCUACGGAGCAGGACAUAUCCUUCCUAGCCGUGCUAUGGAUCCUGGAUUGGUUUAUGAUCUAACAGACCAAGAUUACUUCACCUUUCUAUGUUCAAUGGGCUAUAAUCAAUCCCAAUUUGCGUUCCUAGUAAACGCCUCAGCCACAUGCCCGCCACCAAUUAAGCUCUACAACUUCAAUUACCCUGCAAUAGCUGUUCAGAAUUUUAAUGAUUCAGUCACAGUUACUAGGACCGUGAAGAAUGUUGGUUCCUCCCCAGCAACUUACACCGUCCAUGUUCGCAACCCUGCUGGAUUAUCGGUUGAUGUUCAACCAAAAACACUUGCUUUUGCAACAAUUGGUGAACAGAAAAGCUUCAAUGUCACAAUUACAGCGACAAAGGCUGGUGCAGCCAGAGAAUAUGUGUUUGGAUCGUUAACAUGGUUAGAUGGGAAGCAUUCUGUAAGAAGUCAUAUUGCAGUAAAGGCAUUCUGUACGAAGUGUCCACCAUAUUGAUUCCUAACCUGAACGGACCCUCCCGGUCAUCGGUGGACUCGUUUCAGAUAUAACUCAACGUGACUCAGCUGAUACUGACCGAGUACGAAUCCAUUGAUCGCAAAAGUAACGGACAAUGCCCAUGAGACACACCAGCGGCAUAUUUUC
Messenger RNA from Coffea eugenioides, 2487 nucleotides. RefSeq names its product subtilisin-like protease SBT5.3. Gene Ontology annotation, biological process: proteolysis. Lineage: Eukaryota; Viridiplantae; Streptophyta; Magnoliopsida; Gentianales; Rubiaceae. Gene Ontology annotation, molecular function: serine-type endopeptidase activity. The record is from RefSeq and is a predicted model, not a curated record. The transcript has 11 exons. The coding region runs from base 1 to 2340 and encodes 779 amino acids.